Messenger RNA from Chelonia mydas (Green sea turtle), 4644 nucleotides. Its product is annotated as vesicle-associated membrane protein 4. The coding region runs from base 1281 to 2762 and encodes 493 amino acids. Gene Ontology annotation, biological process: Golgi ribbon formation; osteoblast differentiation; signal transduction. The record is from RefSeq and is a predicted model, not a curated record. NCBI's taxonomy places the organism in Eukaryota, Metazoa, Chordata, Testudines, Cheloniidae. The transcript has 3 exons. Gene Ontology annotation, cellular component: membrane; Golgi apparatus.
UUCCUAAAUCUUUGUCUAACUCACUUGGUGAUGGCAGCAGUACCGUCCAAGGACAAGGAAGAAUUUGUGCCUUGGGGACGUUUUUGACCCAAGCUGGUAGAGAUAAGCAUAGGGGGUCUUUCAUGCGGGUCCCCACAUCUGUACCCCAGAGUUCAGAGUGGGGAAGGAACCCUGACAUGAGCGGUUAAAAAACCAAAUUGCCUUGUUAAAAAAUGUGCUGAGCUCCGCACACCCUGCCCUGGACCGGAGAAAGGCUGGUGCUGGUCAAGACCGAACAAGCCCAUCCCUUCAGCAAAGGGUUCGGAAACGUCCUAACCCACUCGAGUCCUCCAAUGAACCCUCCAGCAGAACCAGGGCAGAUUUGACACUCCUAGAGCUGCUAAGGGAAAAAAGAAGCUACAUUUCUCCCAGCCUCUGUCUCUUGGGGUAGGUCUUCACCACAGUCAGGGUGUGUGACUGCAGCACAGAGACCCAUACCUGAGCUAACUUUGAUCUAGCUAGCAUGGAUACCAACAGCAGUGAAGCCGCAGCAGCUUGGACUUCAGCGUGGGCUGUACAAGCCCACCCGGGACCCUGGGUAUGUACUGAGGUGGCUAGCUAGCUACCUCCCCUUACACAGGUUUUUUUAAACACAGGCCUUAUACGUGCAGAACUCGGAGGUUUAACCCAACUCAGACAGCAACUGCCUGCCUGACCCAGCUCUCUGCCUGCCAGCCCAUCAGCCCAUCCUCUCUUACAGACAGCAGUCUAGUGUGAAUCCCUCCCGCUUCCCUCCACGGGAGCUGUAUCCCCCACAUCCCUAAAUACACUGAUUCUCUGGGCUGGCAAGCGUGACAGGUUAUCAUUGGAAAAGAAAACCCUAGUGCUCCAUUCCCCUCUCGCUCACGCUGAUUUUACAGCAGUGUCACCCCAUUGCAUCCAGCAGAGCAACUCCUGAUUUACACCCAGAGACCCCAGCCCCGUGUGGAACCCUUGGCUUGAGUCUGAACAUGACUGCGCUGUUUGCUGAGAGUCCGGCCGCGAGCAGGAGGGAAGGUAGGGAUCAGAGAUGCUGUUCCUUUAAGAAAUUCUAAAGCCAGCUCUGGAAGGUUCCUGUUAUUCCAUGGCUCUGGCACAGCAACCCUCUCCCCCCGCCCGCCCUGAGUCCCAGCUGUAUAAAUGAAGCUCUGGUGAGCUGGUGGGCGUCCCUCACUCUGUAGCCAGCAGCGCAGGAAGCAGCUCUGCUCUCCUACUGACGGGUACUGUGUGCAGUGCCGACGGGGGCAGCAUCCAUAACAAAGAUGCUCGUGGUUUGGCUGUUGCUGUCAGUGGGCCUGACCCGGGCGGCUCUGGGGAGCACGGCCCACCUCAGGAGGGCCAACGACAGGAACAGCAGAUGCAUCUACUCAUUCGUCGUCCCCAGCCCGAAUGAGGCCAGCUGUCCAGAACCAGGCCAGGAAACGUCAGCCAUGUGGGAACUCCAGAGGGAGAGCAAGGCACAGCGCUCGGAGCUGGAGUCGGCCAAGGCCAGGCUGAGCCUCCUGGAGAACUUGGUGACCCAGCUGCACGUGGCGCUGGGUGCAGGGGGCUCCUCUGCUUCCACCGUGGAGCUCCAGAGAGAGCUGGACAGGCUGAGGAUGGAAAGAGCUCAGCAGGAGUCUCAAGUCAGCAGGCUGGAGGCUGCCUACAGCACCCUUGGGCAGGAGAAGUCCUUCCUGGAAGAGGAGAAGAGGCGACUGGAGCAGGAAAAAGCUGAGCUGGGAAGGAGGCUGGAGAGCAGCACCCAGGAGAUAGCUCGGCUGAGGGCCAGCCAACGUCACCAGGUCAGCGAGGCACCCGCCCAGGACUCCCAACAAGGCUCCCAAGAAGUUUCCAAGUGGGAUCUGGAGAGUUUUGACUAUCAGGAGCUGAAAUCUGAGCUGACGGAGGUGCCCGCUUCCAGCGACUUCGAGGAGCACCCCUCCCCCAGCCACCCUGCCACUGGGGACACGGCCACCGGGUGCGGACAGCUGGUCUGGGUGGGGGAACCCGUGACCUUCCGCAGGGCUGAGACUAUCGCUGGCAAGUAUGGCGUGUGGAUGAGGGACCCAGAGCCUGUUCCCCCCUACACCCGCGAGACCACUUGGAGAGUUGAUGCCAUUGGCACUGACAUCCGCCAGGUCUUUGAAUAUGACGACUCUGAUCAGUUCAUGAAGGGCUAUCCCUCCAAGGUCCACAUCCUGCCCUGGUCCCUGGAGAGCACCGGAGCUGUCGUAUACAGGGGAUCCCUGUACUUCCAGCGGCGCAAGUCCAGAACGGUGGCCAAGUACGACCUGAAGACAGAAACGAUCACAGUACAAAAGGACAUCCCCAGUGCUGGCUACCAUGGCCAAUUCCCCUAUUCCUGGGGGGGGUACACAGACAUUGACCUAGCUGUCGAUGAGAUGGGGCUGUGGGUGACAUACAGCACAGACAAGGCCAAAGGGGCCAUCAUCCUCUCCAAAUUGGAUCCAGAGACCCUGGAGGUUGAGCAGACCUGGAAAACCAACAUCCGCAAGCAAGCUGUGGCCAACUCCUUUAUGAUCUGUGGCACCUUGUACACCAUCAGUAGCUACUCAGCCCCAGAUGCCACCGUCAACUUUUCCUACCACACGGCCACCAACACCAGCGAGCCGCUGAGCAUCCGCUUCGAGAACCGCUACGGGUACAGCAGCACGGUGGACUACAACCCCACAGAGAGAAAGCUCUUCGCUUGGGACAAUUUCAACAUGGUCACCUAUGACAUCAGACUCUCCAGGAUAUGAGGAGCCUCAGGGAGGGAGGAGGACAUGCCAUGCUCAUUGCUAACUAGCUGCUCGUGGGUUAGGGGCAAGUCUAGCCAGCUGUCAAUCUCAUACACUCACUCUUCCUAUUCUUCCUGAGCUUUCCUUGGACUCAGCCCUGAGCCCCUUACUCAGGCAGAGCGCUCACUGAGCUGGGCAAAGACUCCAGGCUUGGCCCUAGAUCAGAGGUUCCUAUUCUGAGAGCACUGGUGGGGCUUAAAUAACGAUAGAGUGGGAAUAACCUUGUGCCACUUGGGAACAUACAUGCAAUAGGUGUUACAGCCCUGUCGUCGCUCCCCUUGCCUCUCUCUGAAUUACACACGGGAUUAAUUUGGACAAUAUAGAAAAAAAAGAAACAAGUUGUUAAGGGUUAUGCAACAUUUGGAAUGUGUGGGCCAACUGCACAGGGAUAGAUCUAGAAUGACUAAACUUGCCUGCACCCUUGGCUAAAAGACACAGAUUCCAGCCAAGCAGACCAAACUGUUCACAGCAAGAGGCAGAUAAUAUUUUAGGGGAGGGAGGUGGCUGGGUACCACCUUCACGGAAUGGCUAAUAAAAACCCAGUGGCCAUCAGCAAACCAUAUUCCUGCCCAGCAUCAGCUGAGACAAGGGGAAUGUGCUGAGCAGUCAACACCGGGCAUUAGCCAAGGCAGCAUUGACAGGAGGAGAUUGUGCAAAGUUGUACCAUGCCCAGAUUCAGUAGGAGAACAUCAAGGCCUAAAGACCUAACUCCAACACCCAAAUAAGCCAAUGAAAAGACUCCAGCUGACUUCACUGGACUUCAGAAAUGUGCUGCAGGAGUUAAAAAUUACUAGAAAUCCCGGGUAGUGGGCGCCCUGCAAGAGAGCUUUCAGCUGCUGCGUAUAAACCCUUUCAUUGCCAGCCUCUCUCCUUGUAAGCACAGUGCACGCUUCAUCGGGACCAUGCUUCCCUUGGGAGCCAUCCAGCCACCUCUACAGAUUAUCAUGAGCCAGAGAAUGUGGGAGAAGACCGGAACUCACCCAGCUUGGUGUCUCUGCAGCGUAAGCAGCCUCUCUGCAGCUGCAAUUGACCAGUAGCUAAAGCAGGAGUCAAAGAUGGGCCCAAGCUGCAGAGAGGUGAGGUCCAAUGAUCCACACCUCACUUAAGCAUAGGGCUGUUCUGCUCUAGGGGCUUUGAGUCUGUUCAACGUCUCACACAGUUACACAAUAGCCAUUGAGCAUGCGGGGCUCCGGCCGAACUAGCCCCCUACCUGCAAGAAACAUGGCUGCUUCAGCUCCCCUUCCAUUAAAGACAAAAAUGAAGCAAGACUUGUUUAACACAAUUCUGUUAAGUCAUUAGACAUUAUAGCAAAAUAAAUGUAAGGAGGGUUGUUGUUCAUGAACAACGGGAUUCUAGAAUUUAAGGCAUGAUCUCAAAUCCACUGAAGUCAAUGGAAAGUCUCCCAUUGACUCCAGUGAGCAAUAGAACAGAUCUCUAUUUAUCCCAGACUAUGGUUAUUAACUCAGAAUGAGAAGCAUCAUCUAACUGUUCUUGCUGUUUCUAGCUUUCAAUCCAGACAACUCCACUGAUUACACUGUUACUUAGACACCCUUUGGGAUAGGCAUGGCAUUAGAUUAGGUAUGGCUAAGCAUACAGCUGUUUUUAAGAACACACACAUUUAGUGUAUAAAUCCUGUAGCUGGCUUGGUUUUUCUGUGUGUUUUCAAAGCCUAAUCCAUGCAGGUUGCAUUGAAGCCUCCUGGAUGAAAGCGAAGGUCUGAUGUGCUGAUGAUUACGUGGAAGUAAUCUGUGAUAAUAAUCGAUAAUAAACCCUCUCCCCCCACAACAAUCCACAGUGGCAGCUUCUUGUUUGCAGAUUUUUCAUUUCACUGCAACAUGCUGGA